This is a messenger RNA of Soboliphyme baturini, 429 nucleotides long. Lineage: Eukaryota; Metazoa; Nematoda; Enoplea; Dioctophymatida; Soboliphymatidae. The record is from the annotation of a GenBank genome assembly.
AUGGUAUUUAUUCUUCUGGAUGUUGAAGCGCAUGUGGUACAGUUAGAACAUGGCGUUCGUGGUCACUCGCUCCUUUUUCACUACUGCCUGUUAAUACUGAUCAUCAUGGCUACGCCGUCCGCGCAGCAGGUGGUCAUUGGUUGCCGAGUCGGUGACCAUGAAGAAUGCGACGAGCUAUGUAAGCUUGAUAAUUGGCUAUACGGCCACUGCUCCCACGUAGAUACCGAUAGCUUGCAGUGUAGAUGUUUUCCUUAUAAGUCAACUCUGAAUCUAGAAGCAUGCAACAAGCAAGAGCAUGUGAGGUGUCAUCGCCAGUGUCUAACGAACGGUCGAAAGGCCGGUGGCUAUUGCUAUCUUCAUGCGAACUUCGAUCAAGACCCGGGGACACCCAGAUGUGGUUGUUUCCAAAGAACCACCGGCCAUUAUUGA